AGUUGACUGAGUUCGGUUUCCAAGAAACAUAUUCAAGAAAUAUUCUUCGACGUCGACCAAGUGCUGUGCACUACUACUAGUGCAAGUAAGUACUUAUCAUGACCCCGUCUCUUGCAAAAGUGGUCCCGCUGGUGCAGCCAGCACCACCGCCACCCCCACCACCAACGCUGCUUCAAGUCCAACAGCAAUCACCCGGUGCUCCUGGGGCCGCGGGUAUCAAAAGCAAAUAUGUCUGGGUCUGGAAGAGUGGAAGAUCAAGAUUUGUCAUGCAGGUUUUCCAUGACGACCCAUGAGGUCUGUAAUGCAUGGUCUAGCAUUCAACGUUUGUAAGAAUAACCCAACAAGGCAACGCUGGAGCUCCACCUUGCUCGCGGGCUUGGCUGGUAAAGCAGGUCAGCCACAUCUAGCGCCCACUGGCCGUAUGCACGCGUAAGAAAUCGGAAACGGUUCGGCGGAUGCGGUCGGGUGGUACCUGUAGGACGUGGAACGGGUGUCCACCUAGGGGUAUUGGCAGAGGCUAAGCCUGUUCUAACGCCACGGUAUUGGCAGAGGCUAAAUCUGUUCUAACGCCGCCCUGACAGGAGUUAAAGGUCAAAGCGAUACGAUACGACGUGGCAAAAACUGGACUCCUCUUGUUAGUCAUGCAAUACAGAUUUUUUUGGAAUCCAAAGACAGCUUCACAAGUUACCACCUUCAAGAUGACCCAGACGCUUUUGCAUUUGAUAGCGGGAGGCGCAACACAACUGAAUCGGUCCGGCUCGUCCCAUAUGCAUUGCAAAAGCAUCGUACUAGUAUAAAUCGCAUGACAAAUUUCCUUAGCAUGAGAAAUGAGAUUUGUAAUGCGGAUUUACCUUGAGGAUGAGAUUUGUAAUGCAUGAAUGCGAUUAGUACGAGUACGAUACUUUUGCACAGGAUAUCCCAUCAUGCGCUGGGCGGUUCUUCACAUCAGCAGCC
Amoebophrya sp. A120 is the source of this 954-nucleotide messenger RNA. Lineage: Eukaryota; Dinophyceae; Syndiniales; Amoebophryaceae. The record is from the annotation of a GenBank genome assembly.